Molecule: messenger RNA, 222 nt
Organism: Cylicocyclus nassatus
Lineage: Eukaryota; Metazoa; Nematoda; Chromadorea; Rhabditida; Strongylidae
Source: the annotation of a GenBank genome assembly
AUGUCAGCUGUGUAUAUUUUAUAUGGAUUGGUAAUCGCUUUUCUUUUCUAUGUGAGCUACGAUGUAUUUGUUGAAGAAAUGAUGAGGAAAGCGGAGGAUCAGAGUUAUUCACAAAGAGGCACAUCUAAUGCGAAUAAGGCCACUGUGCUGUCGAUCUUCAGCACAGGGUUUCGUGAGUCAACGGUGGAGUCAUGUAAGGAUAUUAAGAUUUCCCUUUAUUGA